AUGGCUACUCCCUCGGUGCUUUGCAUAUUCCGUCAUGAUUCCAUAAUACGUACUACGGGUAAUGUCGCCCGUACAUACACGAUCAACCAAACGCCUUAUAAAUUGUGUGCAUAUAGAUAUUGGAGGAUCCUUAUUUUUCCCUUGCUACCUUGUUUACUUGCACUGAUGGAGUCAGCCUCGGAGGCACUCUUCCUCUCUGACCACACACCACCCGCCCACGAGACAACUAUUGCGACCACCCGGUACGGCGAGGCCGCCAUAGGGUGGAUCGGUGGACGAUAUCUCGAGCACAAGAAACAAUCAAUCCGCAAGACCAGGUCCCUCUCCGGCGCCAUGGCUGCUCCCGCCCCGCCCGAAGACCAGGUCCGCCUGCUCGGCGAUGCCCUCGAGGCAGUGCGCCACCAGACAGCCCUGAUGCGCAAGUGCCUCGACAUGCCUGGCAAGCUCAUGGACGCCCUCAAGUGCUGUUCCACCCUCGUCUCCGAGCUGCGAACCUCCAGUCUCGGCCCGAAGCAGUACUACGAGCUCUACAUGGCCGUCUUCGAUGCCCUCCGCUUCCUCUCCGUCCACCUCCGAGAAAACCACCCCGUGAACCACCUUGCCGACCUGUACGAGCUCGUCCAGUAUGCCGGCAACAUCGUCCCUAGGCUCUACCUGAUGAUCACCGUCGGCACCGCCUACAUGUCCAUCGACGGCGCCCCGGUCAAGGAGCUGAUGAAAGAUAUGAUGGACAUGAGCAGGGGCGUCCAGCAUCCCAUAAGAGGCCUGUUCCUGAGGUACUACCUGUCCGGGCAGGCCCGCGACUACCUGCCAGCAGGGGAAGGAGACGGCCCGGAAGGCAACCUGCAGGACUCCAUCAACUUCAUCCUCACAAACUUUGUCGAGAUGAACAAGCUGUGGGUUCGCCUGCAGCACCAGGGCCACUCGAGGGAGCGCGACCUGCGCACCCAGGAGCGCAAGGAGCUGCAGCUGCUCGUCGGCAGCAACAUCGUGCGCCUGAGCCAGCUCGUCGACCUCGAGGCAUACAAGAACGGCAUCCUUGGUCCCCUGCUGGAACAGGUCGUGCAGUGUCGUGACGUGCUCGCCCAGGAGUACCUUCUCGAAGUCAUCACCCAGGUCUUCCCAGACGAGUACCACCUCCACACCCUCGACCAGUUCCUCGCCGCCGUGUCGCGCCUGAACCCACACGUCAACGUCAAGGCCAUCGUCAUCGGCCUCAUGGACAGGUUGUCCGACUACGCCGAGCGAGAGGCCCAGGAUGAGGCCACGGACGACAGGGCAAAAGUCGAACAGGACGCCCUGGUGCAACUGUUGGAAAAGGCCCGCCUUGGAUAUGAGGAACCCCAGCCUGCUCAGCAAGCCCCCGACAAGCCAGAACAGGCGGUGGCAGGCGAGAAUGGUGCCACCCACGGCGACGAUGCAUCCUCAGCGGCCGGCACACUCCCCGCGGAGCCAGAGCCUGCAGCAUCGGUAGCAGAGACCGAUGCCACAGCCGUCAACGGAGAGGAGCCAGGGUCGCCGCUCAAACAUCGCGGAAUCCCGGAGAAUGUCGCUCUCUACGACAUCUUUUUCGGUCAGGUACAGCAUCUGGUUGAGGCGCAGCGCUUGCCCAUACAGGACACCAUCGCGCUGCUGGUCUCGCUCACAAAUCUUGCCCUCAACAUCUAUCCCGAACGCCUAGACUACGUUGACCAGGUCCUGGACUAUGCCAACGCAAAAGUACACGAGCAUGCCAAUAGCGCCGACUUGCACUCGCCUGUUGCCCAGCAAAGCCUGCUCGCUCUACUCCAGGCCCCGCUGAAACGAUACGUCUCCAUAUUCACAGCCUUGUCUCUGCCAUUCUACGUGCCGCUCUUCCAGUCCCAGACAUAUCCAACCAGGCGCGCGGUUGCUGGUGAGGUUGCGCGCACUCUUCUCAAGAACCAGACGCCGAUAUCCACGGCCGCGCACUUGGAGAACGUGCUCGGCGUGCUCGCUGUCUUGAUCAAGGAAGGCUCUCAGUCCCAGGGGUACCCGGGCGUUUCAUCGGCGCGAUCCCGCGCCAUGGAGACGGACGAGACCAUGGAGGAGCAAGGCUGGCUGGCAAGGCUGGUGCACCUGCUUCAGGGCGAGGACAAUGAUACCCAGUUCAAAUUGCUGCAGAUGACGCGCAAGGCAUACGCAGAGGGCAACGAGCGCAUACGCACCACGACACCGCCCCUCAUCACUGCAGGCAUGAAGCUGGCCCGCCGAUACAAGAAACGCGAACACUACGAGGACAACUGGUCCACCCAGUCCUCGGCACUGUACAAGUUCAUGCAUUCCGCACUGUCCCAACUCUACACUCGUGUCAAUGGCGCUGGCGCUUCGGAACUUGCUCUGCGCCUGUUCUGCGCCUGCGGGCAGACUGCCGACCAGACGGGCCACGAGGAGGUGGCAUAUGAGUUCUUCGCGCAGGCUUUCACUGUCUACGAAGAGGCUGUCAGUGACUCCAAAGCUCAGUUCCAGGCCGUGUGCGUGAUAUCUAGCGCUCUGCACACCACGCGCAACUUCGGGAAGGAGAAUUAUGACACUCUUAUCACCAAGUGUGCUCAACACGCCAGCAAGCUGCUGAGAAAGCCGGAUCAAUGUCGCGCUGUGUACCUGGCAAGCCACCUCUGGUGGGCGACACCGAUCCCAGGAAAUGGAGAAGAAGACGGGAAAGACCUCUACCGUGAUGGCAAACGCGUCCUCGAGUGCUUACAGCGUGCACUCAGGGUGGCUGACUCCUGUAUGGAGACGGCCACUUCCAUCGAGCUUUUUGUUGAGAUUCUGGACAGAUAUGUCUAUUACUUUGACCAGCAUAAUGAGUCGGUCACCACGAAAUAUCUGAACGGGCUGAUCGAGCUGAUUCACUCGAACCUCGCUGGUAAUCAGCAGGACUCAUCGUCAAUCGAGAACAGCAAAAAGCAUUUCUUCCAUACACUCGAAAUCAUCAAGAGCAAGGAGUACGAGGGUGUCGUUCUGACGCCAAAAUAA
Molecule: messenger RNA, 2997 nt
Organism: Diaporthe batatas
Lineage: Eukaryota; Fungi; Ascomycota; Sordariomycetes; Diaporthales; Diaporthaceae
Product: retromer subunit VPS35
Exons: 5
Coding region: 1-2997 (998 amino acids)
Biological process (GO): intracellular protein transport; retrograde transport, endosome to Golgi
Cellular component (GO): late endosome; retromer complex; retromer, cargo-selective complex
Source: RefSeq, a predicted model, not a curated record